CCAACUUGAAGUCCAAGGUGCCGGCUUCAAACACUUCCCGAGCGCAUCAACCGCAUCUCUCACCCCUGGCCUCGAGCCUCACUUGAUCAAGCCAGCACCACGAUCAUCUCACGACACGAAAGCCCAACCCCACCACACGAGACACCCCGACCCUGACCGGCGCACCAUGCCCUCAUUGUACACCAUCACCGAGCCGCACCCGACAGUCCCGCAGAACAGCUACACGCACUCGGGCCGGGGCGGGCUGGGCAACUUCUUCCGGGCGCCGGCGACGACGUCGCCCGCGGGGGUGCCGACGCCGGCGAGCUCCACGACGGCGGCCAGCACGCGGCGCUUCUACUCGGGCCGCGGCGGCGCCGGCAACGCGCACGCCGCCGGCCCGCGGCCCGUGCUCUCGUUCGACGAGGAGUUCACGCGCGCCGAGGUGCGCGACAAGACCGCCACCACGAGCCACUACGGGCGCGGCGGCGCGGGCAACAUCAUCAGCACCAGUGGCGGCGGAGAGGGGGACGGCGACUCGCUCUCGCGCCACGACUCGGCGAGCUCUGCCGGCAGCACCGGCAGUCGGCGGUCCUUCUGGGGCAGGAUCACCAGUGUCGGGCACUAGGUGUGCUCCCAGUGGGCUUGAUCUUCCUCGGUGAACGGGCGAGCGAGCGAGCCGGCCUGCCGGCCGGCGGCGUCGCGGUUCUUCUCUUUCGGUCUUUCGGUCUUUCGGUCUGCGGUUGC
This is a messenger RNA of Thermothielavioides terrestris NRRL 8126, 726 nucleotides long. RefSeq lists its product as uncharacterized. The transcript has a single exon. The record is from RefSeq and is a predicted model, not a curated record. NCBI's taxonomy places the organism in Eukaryota, Fungi, Ascomycota, Sordariomycetes, Sordariales, Chaetomiaceae. The coding region runs from base 167 to 607 and encodes 146 amino acids.